CGUGCUCCCCCACCUAAAUCCCCGACUCCUCGCCUCCUCCCGUUUGUGGCCAAGCCCACACGGCACACCGUCGCCGCCGCUCGCCCCCGAGAAGAGAGGGAGGCGGCCGCCGCACCGACCCAGCGCCACCCCGCCCGAGUCCCCCGACCUCGAUUGGGUUUGAUCCAUGGCGUCGAAGAGGAUCCUUAAGGAGUUGAAGGACCUGCAGAAGGACCCACCCACCUCCUGCAGCGCAGGUCCUGUUGGGGAGGACAUGUUCCAUUGGCAAGCCACUAUCAUGGGGCCCUCGGACAGCCCAUUUGCCGGUGGUGUAUUUUUGGUGAACAUUCAUUUCCCACCGGAUUAUCCUUUCAAACCACCCAAGGUCUCAUUCCGGACCAAGGUGUUCCACCCGAACAUUAACAGCAACGGAAGCAUUUGCCUUGACAUUCUCAAGGAACAGUGGAGCCCUGCUCUUACCAUAUCAAAGGUGCUCCUUUCAAUCUGUUCGCUGCUCACGGACCCGAACCCUGAUGACCCGCUUGUGCCUGAGAUUGCUCACAUGUACAAGACUGAUAGGGCCAAGUACGAGUCCACUGCUCGCUCCUGGACGCAGAAGUAUGCCAUGGGCUAGAAGAAGGCCAACUGGUGAAUGUGUCCGAACCCGCCAAACGAUAUCACCUAAAUAACCAGCCAAGUCUCUCCCCAACAAGUAUGAAUGGACUUUUGAGGCCUAUUGCGUCCUGUUGAACUCAUAUGUAUUACCUUGCGAAGUCCGUUUGAGUCUGGUAGUCUGUUCUACCUGAGUGUUCCAUUAUCUGAAGUUGCCUCCUUAAUCAUAUUUAUAUAGUGUGUGCCUGUGUGGCGUCCGUUGCUUGCAUUGUUUAUUAAA
Messenger RNA from Phragmites australis (common reed), 871 nucleotides. Its product is annotated as ubiquitin-conjugating enzyme E2 28-like. Bases 167 to 613 code for a protein of 148 amino acids. Gene Ontology annotation, molecular function: ubiquitin conjugating enzyme activity. Lineage: Eukaryota; Viridiplantae; Streptophyta; Magnoliopsida; Poales; Poaceae. The record is from RefSeq and is a predicted model, not a curated record. Gene Ontology annotation, cellular component: nucleus. The transcript is spliced from 5 exons. Gene Ontology annotation, biological process: protein polyubiquitination.